AUGUCCAACGAAACAACACCAGUGACCCCGCCCUCGACUGCUUUAUAUCCUACUCUGGUAACACCGCCAGAAUCGGGUAAUUCUAUCGAGGACCCCAUAUUUAUAUCCGAUUCUGAUGGAUCAGAUGCCUCGGAUAUGGAGGCGCUUCAUGGAUCUGUUCCUCAGCUAUCUGAAAACAGUCCAUCGCCCUCCCCUCGGGGUGCGGCCAGAUUGCAACCCCGAAAGCUCCGGCGCCAUAGCCGAGAUGUAUCUCCUUCGGGAGGAGAUGCCAACGUGGAAACGCUGGGUGAAGGCGAGAAUACCAGAGAAUUGAACGUAAAUAACAGCGAUCUGGCGCACCACACACCUCAUAGGCCUCCCAAAUUGCCAAUGGACAGUCCAAAUGGCGGUACUUCUUCGGAAAGCAGUGACACCGGACCAUCUCUCGCAAGUACUCCCUCAGCCUCCAUAGGACCAAUGCCGAUUUGGAAGCUGGAAAUCAAAAUCAAGGAGGUUAUCUUGAAGACCGCCACGGAAACAGAAGGACAAAAGGAAGGGCAUGCCUACAUAUACGCGGAUCCGAGCAAUGAGGCAGGAUAUUUCAAACUGGGAAAAUCUGAAAGUCCGUUGCAGCGUGCAAAGGCGCACCGAGGUAAAUGCAAACAUCCAACUUUCAAAUUGCUGGAUAUCGUACCCCGGGGACUGCCAGUUCCUUGGUUCAAUCGUUUGGAGUCGCUGGCGCACGCUGAACUCGCCAAUAUGAGGUAUUCAUUCGACUGCCCUUGCUUUACGUCCCACCGAGAAUACUUUACUGGAAGCGUGCAGGAGGCCUUAGAAAUCCUCAACUGCUGGUCCAGCUGGCUGCAGUGCAAUCCAUACGAUGCGCAGCGCCAACUGUCCCCUUUCUGGAGGGAUAGACUUCGUCUUCUGGGAGGGAAAGACUUUAGCCAUCCCAGGUGCCCCAGCACUGAAUGUCGCUCCGCCGCGGACAUUGGUUCCAGCUCAUGUCAAGCAUGUCUCAGGCUACGCUUGAAAGCAUGGGCGGACGUGACAGAUUUUGAUCAUUUCGAGUACGAAUGUCGCAUGAGGAUUGGCUGGGGGUUUCUCCGACAAGUCAUAUACUUGAUGUGGCCGCGCUUUGGGAGUCGCAUUUUGAUUCUCAUUGACGGCUGCGAGAAGAUGACACGCCUAGCCGCUUCGUUGUGGGCCCCGACGACUCAUUUGAAUAUGCUUUUGUUGUUGAUGUUUUGGCUCUGGCUCUCGAGUAACGCACCCCGCGAAUCCAUUUUGUACUAUGGCAUACCUUGCUUUCUUGCCUAUUGGAGGAUUACGAGAGAAUUAGGCGACACUCCCAGUGACAGUCAAUUGACAAAAGUGCAAACCAUUUCUCGGACACCAGGCAAGAAGGCCCCUAGGAGAGCUUCGAAUUCACCAGGACUCAAGAUCCUUCCUGACAUAGUCAGUGAAGCAGAGAUGCCAGACGAACAAGAACCGCCCUCCAAAAGGCGCUCAGUGAGCGUUCAUGAACCUAUCAAUGUCUCAAGGAUUACCCGAGGCUAUCAAAGUGCCACUGCUGUCCAUGAAAUGUCUGAACUCCCGAAAGCAGAGCACAACGGUGCCAACCCUUUCUUGACUCCAGACCGAGCGACAAGGACUGUCAGUAAAAGCAGCCCAAGAGCUGGUGCAAAACGACGAAAGAGCGAUGUCCUUUGA
Messenger RNA from Aspergillus viridinutans, 1692 nucleotides. Its product is annotated as GIY-YIG nuclease family protein. Bases 1 to 1692 code for a protein of 563 amino acids. The transcript has 2 exons. NCBI's taxonomy places the organism in Eukaryota, Fungi, Ascomycota, Eurotiomycetes, Eurotiales, Aspergillaceae. The record is from RefSeq and is a predicted model, not a curated record.